Messenger RNA from Notechis scutatus (mainland tiger snake), 4110 nucleotides. The record is from RefSeq and is a predicted model, not a curated record. Lineage: Eukaryota; Metazoa; Chordata; Lepidosauria; Squamata; Elapidae.
CCUCCCGGUUGAUCCUAGACUGGAGUUACAACUUCCACAGAGAGAGAGAGAGCAGGGUUAUCUGUUGCGCCGAAAGGUUGACUCAUGACAGGUUACCGACGCCUGUCUUAUGGCUCCCCGCUUGGUGCGUUGCAGCCAAGUCGUCAUGCAAGCCUAGCCGGUUCCUAGUCAGGCGCUCGCGUUUAUGCCGCUCGAGGAGCCGCACUCGGCUGCCGGCUGCUCAAAAUCGGGAAGGUCGGUCCCGAUUACCGUUUGGAUGGUAGAUCACCAAAAAAAUCACCCAGUGGAAGUCGAGAAGAAGACAGUGGCAAACCGCUUCCUUUGGGUUACCUGAAAAUCCUCGCAGAGCAUUUCCAGUGAAAAGAAAAGACUACAGGAUUUCACCAUAAAUUGCUAAGAAUUUUUUUAAAUCUAUUUAAUAGCUUCCUGUCUUCUCAGUAAAACAUGAAACCUGCUUUAGUCGAUUACUGUAUUCUAGUCCUCUCAUUUAUCUGUGUACUCAAAUCAGAGAAAUGUGUCCAGGAAUAUAUUGGAAGGCAGAAGAUGUUUGAAGAAAACAAUCCUUUUAGGCUUGAUUGCUUAAUUCGAUAUGAACGUGCAAACUCUACAUUGAACUGGUACAUGAAUGGAAAUGACACACCUUUAAUUGCACAACCUUUUUCAAGAGUAUUCCAACAGAAAAACAGCCUCUGGUUUAUCCCUGCAAUAGCUCAAGAUUCAGGAUUGUAUCAAUGUAUUAUAAGUUAUAGGAAUUCAACAAGAUGUUAUAAGUACAGCGUCUCAACUGCAGUUCUCAAUAACAGUGCUGGUCUUUGUUUUAACGAAAAAUACUACCUUAAGCAAACAUUGUUUCCAAGGACACCAUCCAGGGUUGUGUGUCAUCAAGUGAAUGAGUUUGGACAGGAAGUAGAUUAUCUUUCUAUUCAUUGGUAUAAGGAAUGUGAGCCAGUACAAGGAGAACAAUUUGAGUUCUUUAGAAACCAUCUUAUUAUGAAAGAUCCGAAAAAAGAUGAUGAGGGAAAAUAUGUAUGCAAAGGAAUCUAUACUUUUAGGGGAAAUAAAUACAAUUUUUCAAAUAGCAUUUUGGUGGAUUUAAUAGAAAAUUUACCCAGGAAAAGACCUGAAAUUUUGUAUCCCAUAAACAAUACUAUUGAAGCUGAUGUUGGAUCCAAUGUCUUUACAGAGUGUAAUGUAUCAAGUUUCAAAGACAAUAUGAUUUCUAUAUCCUGGAGAGUCAAUAAUACUCUAGUUGACAAUCUAUUUAAAGGUAGAAUUAUAGAAGGAAAUCAAACAAAUAUUCCAAAGGAAGGAGCAGAGAUUUUUAUAGUGUCUCUGAACAUCACAGAAUUGAAAAAUGAAGAUUAUGACCAGCACUUUACUUGCCAUGCAGGUGAAGUUGCAGCAUACAUCAAAAUACAGCACCCAACCAAAAACCAUGCAGCUUUUGUGAUAUUGAUAUUACUACUGAUUAUACCUGUAUUAAUUUGCGUCUUGUUCAAGAUUGAAAUUGUCCUUUGGUAUCGGAAAUCAUGUCACCCUUUUUUUCAUAAAAAAGUUUCAGAUGGAAAAAUCUAUGAUGCAUAUGUGUUGUAUCCAAAACUCAGCAGCCAAGUUGACUUUGUACUGAAAGUACUGCCUGAUGUUCUGGAAAAACAGUGUGGAUAUAGUCUCUUUAUACCUGGCAGGGAUGAUUUGCCAGGAAAAGCGUUAGUCAACGUUGUUGAUGACACCAUUGUGCAAUGCAGGAGGCUGAUUAUGAUUCUAGUACCUGGGCUGUCCAGCUUAGAAGAGGCUCCUGAGCAGAAUAUAGCAGUGUAUCAUGCUCUUAUACCUGAUGGAAUGAAAACUAUCCUGAUUGAAAUGAGUAAGAUAAAGGAUUACAGCCACAUGCCCGAGUCCAUUAGAUACAUCAAGCAAAAACAGGGAGCUAUCAGAUGGAAAGGGGACAUCAUGAAGAAAAACUCUUCUUCGGCAAAUAGUUCCUUUUGGAAAAAGGUGAGAUACCGAAUGCCAUCAGAACAUCAAGCGUCCCAAGAACUAGCUUUGAUGCCAGUACCUUCCGAUGUCUCCUAGAUGAAAGAAGCAUAAGUCUUGAGAUCAUUUCAGACACCCUCUGGAAGGAUGUUUGCAUUGAAGCUGAUGUAACAUGUCCUAUAUGGUGGAGACGGAUUCCUAAAUUGAUAUGUCAUGUGGGAACUGAUUCUCUUGUUUAUUCACCAGAUUUCUUGUUUAUUCACCAGAUACUCCCACAAGCCAAAUUGUACAACAUUUUCAUUUAAAAUAAUGUAAGGUGAACAGGGUUGUUUUUUUAAAAAAAAAAAAAGAAUUCUUGCUUACAAAUAUGGUACAAAUAUCCUGGCUAAUUUUAUAUCAUCCUUUUAGUUUUCAGAUACCGAUCCUGCCUCAAUAUAUGUUUCCAGGUUCAUAUGAUGAUGACCUAGAUUUCCUGAGCACCUAGUUUACCAUUUUAUUAAAGUGCUUUGUUACUUGUAGAUCCACUUUCCCACAUAUUAACCUUUUAUGCUCUCCUGCAACCAUGCAACCUCCUCCUACCCCUUUUUUAGACUCCCAUUUUUAAAUACGCUUUUUAUUGUUUUCACUUUGUAGUAUAUUGUUUGCAUUUUCUAAACUUUUAUAAGCAUGUUUAGAUUUUUAUUUUUGAUGUAUCCUUUAAGCUUCUUAAAUGACCAGAUUCUACCCUCCUUACACUGGUCAGUGUCUCAAAUAAUUCAUUUUGACUUGCUCAGUUUUUUAAUAUAAUUUUUGGAGGUUUCUCAUUUUCAAGAGGGAAAAUUUGCAUGUGCACAUAUACACUUGUGGAAGGUUGCAUUUGUGCUGGCAUCCUGUUUUUGAACUUCUCCCCUUAGUGAGAAUUAAGUUAUGAGUUAGAUAAGCCCUUGAUAUGAUCUAGUCUUAUUUUUACAGACUGUUUUUGCAAGUAUACUAAUAUAAUAGGCUAGGAGGCCUGAAAUCUUUUGAAUGUCCUAUCAUUAAUAUUCCCUUUUGUUAGCUAUAUAAAGCAUAAGAAAGAGGUCUUACACCAUGUGUGACAAUGCAGAGUAUUUCUCUUCAAACCUACAGACGACUCUUUUUUUGCAAGGUUCACCCUGCUGCUUUGGAAUUGUUUCCCAGCUACCUCUCCUAUGGGCAUGCACACUUUGCUUCAUCAAGAGACAAAGAUAGGUAACCGCCAGGAGCAACUUCUGAGAACAAUUACACAAGCUGGAAACAGGCGUUUGUCAUUUGAAGAGAGUUGCUUUCUUACACUUCUACACAGCAUAAAGUAUCUCUUUGGGCUGCCUAGUACAGCUGUAGUUGCUGUCUGAUGCGCAAGAUGGCUGGGUUAUUUUGGGCUUAUCCUCAACAGCUGCAAAAUGCCAUUUUGUUUGGAACAGGCCAUUUUUAUGAGUUCUUAAAUAACAUAUAAACAAUUGAACAUAUCAGUAUCAACACUGCUUUAUAAGUGUACUUAUUUUAUAUGCAUUUAAAUUUUUAACACAGCUGAGAGUCUGUUUUUAGCAGUAUAUUUGCAACAUGCUCUUUUUUUGCUUGUAAAUACAUUCUAAUGUAUGUAUAUUAUUUUUUACGAUGUGAACUGUCCAGAAUUGAUUAAAACCAUGUGGAUUUCUAAGUAGAAUUAAAUAAAUAAAUACUCUUUCUCCUUCUAGUCACAGAUGUGUAUAGGUGCUUACUAUAGAUUGACAAAUGUGCUCAUAUUAGGGAUAAGCUAUACUUCAACCUAAUUAAUUUAGUAUUAAUAUAUCCUCAAAAAUGUUUUUUUCAAAUAAAAAUAACUGGUGAUUUUUUAAAAAUUAUUUUAUUUUAGUAAUAGCUCAGAUUAGAGAUCUACACAUUGAUUGUAAUCAAAACAUUAGGAUAUAAUAUUUUACAUUUGCCAAUAUAUUGGCGUAUAAUAAAUUAUUAGCAGGAAUUAAAUAAUUACAUGCGUGAUGAAGCAAAGAAUGUAUAAUAAUGUUUAUUGUUUAAGCUAAAGAUGGUUGCAAAAAAUUAAAAAGGCUUGAUACUAUCGCGAACAAAAUUAUAACAAAGUAUUAAUUAAUUGACUCUACAAUAUUCAUGAAAAUAUUUUACAAAUCUGUUUAUUAUAUU